This is a messenger RNA of Dromiciops gliroides (monito del monte), 1325 nucleotides long. It is a transcript of the gene RCE1, whose product is annotated as Ras converting CAAX endopeptidase 1. The transcript is spliced from 8 exons. The record is from RefSeq and is a predicted model, not a curated record. Bases 1 to 990 code for a protein of 329 amino acids. Gene Ontology annotation, molecular function: metalloendopeptidase activity. Gene Ontology annotation, cellular component: endoplasmic reticulum membrane. NCBI's taxonomy places the organism in Eukaryota, Metazoa, Chordata, Mammalia, Microbiotheria, Microbiotheriidae. Gene Ontology annotation, biological process: CAAX-box protein processing.
AUGGCGACGCUGGGCGGCGACGGACUGCGGCUGCUGUCGGUGUCGGGGCCGGAGCCAGAGCCCGAGUCGGCGGUGCUGAAUGGCGCAGGUCCCGGUCUGUGCUGCUGGGUGUCCGUGUGCUCCUGCCUCAGUCUCGCCUGCUCCUACGUGGGCAGCCUUUACGUGUGGAAGAGCGAACUGCCCAGGGAUCAUCCGGCGGUCAUCAAGCGGAGGUUCACCAGCGUCCUCGUGGUGUCCAGCCUUUCCCCGCUCUGUGUACUGUUUUGGCGAGAGCUCACAGGCCUCCAGCCAGGCAUAUCCCUGUUCACCCUGAUGGGCUUCAGGCUGGAGGGCAUUUUCCCUGCCGCGUUGCUGCCGCUGCUACUGACUAUGAUCCUGUUUCUGGGUCCCCUGAUGCAGCUCUCCAUGGACUGUCCUUGGGACUUGGCCAACGGGCUGAAAGUGGCGCUGGCUCCCCAGGCCUGGGCUCAAUGCCUGACAGACAUGCGUUGGCUUCGUAACCAAGUGAUUGCUCCCCUGACAGAAGAGCUGGUGUUUCGGGCCUGCAUGCUGCCCAUGCUGGCCCCCUGCACAGGGCUUGGCCCUGCCAUCUUCACUUGCCCCCUCUUCUUUGGUGUCGCCCAUUUCCACCACGUGAUUGAACAGCUUCGUUUCCGCCAGGGCAGCGUGGGGAGCAUCUUCCUAUCGGCUGCAUUCCAGUUCUCCUACACGGCUGUCUUCGGGGCCUACACGGCUUUCCUCUUCAUCCGCACAGGACAUCUGAUCGGGCCGGUCCUCUGCCACUCAUUCUGCAACUACAUGGGCUUCCCCGCUGUGUGCGCAGCCCUGGAACACCCCCAGAGGGGCCCCCUGCUGGUGGGCUACGCCCUGGGUGUGGCUCUCUUCCUGCUCCUGCUGCAGCCCCUCACAGAGCCCCGGCUGUUCAGCAGUCUCCCCCUCUGCCAGCUCCUGGACCGAACUGGGGAUUCAGCCACCUCCCUGUGCUCCUGACCUCUGCUCCCUCCCUACAGACUCUCAUGAGCUCCCUAGCCCCCCCACGAGAGAGGGAUUGGGGGGGAUGAGGGGUGAGCUGGGGUCCCUGAGAUCCCAGGAAUUCUAGUAAGGGGGCUAGAAGCCAGAGCUAAUUGAACCCCAAGGACUGAGAGAAAGGGGGUGGGAGCCCCACCUCCCUUAGGGGGCCAUCUGCCCCUUUUCCACUGUGCUGCUCCUGGGCCUUGGGGAGGCUGCUGGGGGAUGGGGAAGAGUAGCCCCUCCCACCUCCCUGGUCUUCUCUUUUUGCAUCAGACUUUGUAUUCAGAUAUUAAAAAGAGUUUUAACUUGGGUAA